Messenger RNA from Brassica oleracea var. oleracea, 1094 nucleotides. Its product is annotated as F-box/kelch-repeat protein At3g04660-like. Gene Ontology annotation, molecular function: protein binding. Lineage: Eukaryota; Viridiplantae; Streptophyta; Magnoliopsida; Brassicales; Brassicaceae. The transcript has a single exon. The record is from RefSeq and is a predicted model, not a curated record. Bases 7 to 1086 code for a protein of 359 amino acids.
AGGAUCAUGAGGUCAAAGGAAGGAGAUGAUACAGAGUCUCUUUCUCUUCCUGUGGAUUUGAUAAUAGAGAUUCUUACGAAGCUGCCUCCGAGAUCGUUGUCAAGGCUCAUCUGCCUGUCAAAACUCUGGUUAUCUAUAAUCCACGGUAAAUAUUUCAACGACUUGUACCUUACUCGUUCUUCCACACGGCCACGUCUUCUUCUCCAUCGCUACUGUCAUGAUACGCGGCGUUCUCACUAUUCUUCUCUCUCGAGUGGACUGUCUCUUGGUGAUAGUAUUACUCUUCCAGGGUGUCAAAUUUCUCCACCAGUCCGUGGCUUGAUCUGUUGUGUAGAUCAUGACUCUAGUAUUGUCGUGAUUGGCAAUCCUAGCACGGGCCAGUUCCUAACUUUAACUGAUGCCAUAACUGACAAAAUCUUUUUUGGAUAUGAUCCGGUUAAUGAUCUAUAUAAAGUCCUUUCCAUGUAUUUCGUUCAUGAUAUAGAUGGAUCAGUGGUUCUUGAAAAGUCUCAAGUUCUCACUUUAGGAGGAGCUCAAGAAUCAUGGAGAGUGAUCGAAUGUAAGUAUCCGUAUUACCCAGGAACACAAGGUAUAUGCCAUAAUGGGGUUGUUUACUAUGGAGCGUGGUCUAACCUCACUGACAGAAGAUCUGUAGUAGUGGGCUUUGAUUUGAGAUCUGAAGAGUUCAGUCUUAUUACAUUACCUGAGGAUGUUCAAAUCGUAUCACGUUUUGAGUCUGAUUUGGUGCGCUACAACGGAAAGAUAGCCUUAGUAAAUGUUUCACUGACCCGUAAAUUCGACCUAUGGGUUCUAAUGGAUGUCAAAAAACAUGAGUGGUCAAAAUAUUCUGUCGUUGCUCCUACUUGUGACUUCUUCCGUUGCAGGGGUACUAUUGAAACCGGAGAGCUAAUAUUUGAACAAUUAUAUUUUGGUGACCAGUUUUCAAUUCUCUAUUACGAUCCCAAACAAGACAAGGCUAGAAGAGUUGACCUCGAAAGAAGUGGAGAUACUACGUCUAGUGGUAGGAAAUUAUUCGUGGAUCACGUAGAGAGUCCUAUGUUUCUUCCAAGGAAGUUUAUCCAUUGAUGGCUAGU